CCCAAGGGGGGAGUAUACCACCUGCUCAUAUUGUCUGAUUCCUGGGGUGCUUGUUCUACACCCCCAGACCCUCCUUCCGUGUGCAGCCUUUUCCAUCACUCCUUUGAGGGCUCCAAACUGCCUGGACCACAGACAGGAUGGACAGAUUGAGAGUUGGUGCUGCAGAAGGGAUACUGGUCAGAUAAUUGAGUAAGGAGUAAGGAGGCAGGAACAUGAGCCGCCUAGAUACAAGUAGCAACUGCUCGUUUGAAGCCGUGGAUAAGCUCAUGAGUACCUUGCAGCUGGCCGUCCACAUCCCAACCUUCCUCCUUGGCCUGGUCCUCAAUCUGUUGGCCAUCCGAGGCUUCAGCACCUUCCUGAAGAAGCGGCAGCCAGAAUACAUCGCCACUUCCAUCUACAUGAUCAACUUGGCUGUCUUCGACCUACUGCUUGUGCUCUCGCUCCCAUUCAAGAUGGCCCUGCCACAGGUGGAGUCCCCCUCCUCAGCCCUCUGCACCCUGGUGGAGUGCCUCUACUUCAUCAGCAUGUACGGGAGUGUCUUCACCAUCUGCUUCAUCAGCCUGGACAGGUUCCUCGCCAUCCAGUACCCAGUCCUAGUCAGCCACCACCGGUCCCCCAGGAAAACCUUCGGGAUCUGCUGCAUCCUCUGGAUCCUGGUAUGGAUUGGAAGCAUCCCCAUCUACACUUUCCACGGGGAGGAGAAAUACAAAUGUUUCCACAACAUGUCUGACAGCACCUGGAGUGCCAAGGUCUUCUUCCCCCUGGAGAUCUUUGGCUUCCUCCUUCCCAUGGGCAUCAUGGGCUUUUGUUCCUACAGGAGCAUUCACAUUCUGCUGGGCCGUGCAGACUACACCCAGAGAGCCUGCAUCUGGACCAUUGCUACCAAUCUUGUCAUCUUCGUGGUCUCCUUUCUCCCAGUACACUUGGGCUUCUUCCUGCAGUACUUGGUAAGGAAUGGCUUCAUCUCAGAGUGCAGGGUCAGGCAGGGCAUCAGCCUCUUCCUGCAACUGUCCCUGUGUUUCUCCAACAUCAACUGCUGCCUUGACGUUUUCUGCUAUUAUUUUGUCAUCAAAGAAUUCCGCAUGGGCAUCAAGGCCCACCGGCCCUCCACAGCCCAGCUGGUCCACCAGGACACCACAAACACCAGGGGUUAAGGGAAGGGACCCCUCUCAAGGGAAGGAAAUCCAGGUCCCAAAUUCUCAUAAGGAACAUCCAAUCCUUCUUUGACACUCGCUAAGUACCAUCUUUGUUCUUUAAACCCUAAGACCUUUCCACUGCACCUGGACGGCUGACAUAUGUCACACUUGUUUGGGGUUUGCUAAAGAACCAGGUGACUUCUUCAUUUCUAAGUCCAAAAUGUAUG
Messenger RNA from Onychomys torridus (southern grasshopper mouse), 1363 nucleotides. It is a transcript of the gene Gpr55, whose product is annotated as G protein-coupled receptor 55. The record is from RefSeq and is a predicted model, not a curated record. NCBI's taxonomy places the organism in Eukaryota, Metazoa, Chordata, Mammalia, Rodentia, Cricetidae. Gene Ontology annotation, biological process: positive regulation of Rho protein signal transduction; phospholipase C-activating G protein-coupled receptor signaling pathway. Gene Ontology annotation, molecular function: G protein-coupled receptor activity. Bases 213 to 1154 code for a protein of 313 amino acids. Gene Ontology annotation, cellular component: membrane. The transcript has 3 exons.